Molecule: messenger RNA, 5566 nt
Organism: Oreochromis niloticus (Nile tilapia)
Lineage: Eukaryota; Metazoa; Chordata; Actinopteri; Cichliformes; Cichlidae
Product: BTB/POZ domain-containing protein KCTD1
Exons: 5
Coding region: 1722-4130 (802 amino acids)
Biological process (GO): protein homooligomerization
Molecular function (GO): protein binding
Source: RefSeq, a predicted model, not a curated record
CUGGGUCAGCUGAUUUGCUGAAAUUGACAAACAGGCCACCAUCACAUUAAAGGACCGUAUGUUGUAGAGUUGUACAUGCAUGCAGUGCACCAAUUCUUCUGCGAGCAGGAGGGGGUAACUCUUAUUUAAAAAAGAAAAGGAGUCAAAUUGUAUAAAAGUCUAUGAGAAAAUGAUCCUACUGCUCACUUCAUUUCUGACCUCAAUAAACACUUUCCUGAUGAGUUUAUGGCUUCAAUAUUUUCAGGUUUUUGAAUACAUGUUUAUUUUUUCAAUUCUAUACACGUUUGAUAAGUCGCUACCACACUGAGCACGCAGUGUCCCUCAGUUUCCUGAAGCAUAUGUCCCGAGUUUCAAAGUUCACCUUGAGGUUUCACAAACAGGACUUUCUUUCAGUCUGUGUUCAAUAAACAUCGCUUUAAAAUAUGAACACUUCAUGACUGACAGUUUAACAGUAGCAGCAACACAGCCUGUAAUGAUAUGAAGAUAAUGAUAUGAAUGAAAGGCCCAAAGGUCCAGGUGCUUCUCUUUUAGAUCCUAAUGUCCCUCAACAAAUACCAAUGUUGUUCAUGCAAAAAAAGCACAAAACUCUCGGUGCUCAUAUCCAAGAAAUGCUCCGAUCAAUUUGAUUUAUUAGCUCAGUUCAAUAGUUUUUGUGGCUUAAAGAUUGCUCUCUGUAUUGUUUGGUGAAUUUAAAAGGACUCAUAGAUUUGCUGCUCCUUUCUCCUGUCUGUACUGCUUCCUACCCCUUAUGUUAAUGCCACUUUAUUAUAAUCACAGUAACAGUAAUUUCAUUUUUCAGCAGUUGAAAUGAUAAGCUUGUUAGGUGAAGGCAACCCCAUUAUAUUACAAUGCAAGGCUUCUGUAGUUGAAUGAUAAACUUUAGGGGUGCAAGUUCCCUAAAAUAAAAAUAAUAAAAACAUGGGCUUUUCCAACUACUGCGGUUCUGAUGUCCACUUUUCCCAGUUCUCACGUGAGUCACGUGCCUGAAAAAUGUUUUCUAAAUUGUGACUUCUGAUUGAAUAUUUUGACACGCAUCUGGGUGCAUCGCCCCCUCCCUGCCUUAAUGUUGUAUGCAUAGACGGUCCAAAGCAAGAAAGAUGAGCUCUGACCUUUCAUGUCACAGAUAUACCUUGAUGUUCUUUACAUUGCAACAAUAAACAAAAUAUAUAAAUGACAUUGAAUUUUCAAUGAACUCCAGUUCUGGGGGGUUUUAACCGUAUAAACUGGACUACAUUAUGUGCAUUUUUGCUUGAUCCACGUGCUUGUAUCAUGACCUUACUUUAGGUCUUUUUAUAAGGCACCAACUGUGACUGGUGCAGCAAACACACGAGCACCUAAGCUAUCCACGCGUGUACGCAACUAAAACAAGCUGCGUGAUAUUUAUUGUCGCUUUUCUUUCAUUCUUGGCUGCCUUCCGGUAAUUUUCCUGUUAAGUAUCAAACAGCUUCUAAAGUAAAACAGUAUUGGAUACUGGCGGUGGCACUACUGCAGUCUUGCCAUUUUCCUCAUCAGUGCUCGUGCUGCUGGUCCAAUAUUCAGUCCAAUACUGCAGCCUUUUUGGCAGGGAGCGCGCCUCCAAAUUUACCCUCCCGCUGCGCUCGCUCCCAGUACCUUAAAAAACGCGUGCACGGCUGAAGGUCACUUAAACACAAAAGGCUUUCAGCGCUGCGGUCCAAUAUAGCGCAUGCGCGCUGCCGGAGGACUGCUUCACAGACCGCAAUAUGGCGAGAAUGCCUGGCAGCGGAGACACGGAGCAGGAGCAGAUGAGCUGCCCCAAGAGGAGCAGGGAUGAGGAGGAGGAGGAUGAGGAGGAAGAUGAAGAUGAGAUCCAGGAGGUCCAGAUCACCGGGGAGGAGGAGGACGAGGAGUCCGACAGAGAUGGAGUGGAGUGGGAGUCAGGGAGCACAGUGCUGGACUCCAGCGGUUCCGCCGCGCAGACACAAGCGGUCGUUAUGCGGAGUAUGGACCGAAGGGAGGAGGAGGAGGGGGAGGCAGACCCACUCGGCGGCAACAUCCCCUCCGGGCACGAGUCUCACCCGGAGGGAGAACUUCAGCGGUCAGACCGAAACAAGCUGAGCGAGAACACCCGCCUGGCCACCAGGUACGCCGUGAGGAUCUUCAGGGAGUACCUCAGCGAGAAAGCCCAAAGUCCAGACUUUGAAACUCUGGACAAGGAUGCGCUCUGCGCUGUGCUGCGCUCCUUUUACGCCGAGGCGCGCUCCAAAAGUGGACAGCUGUACAGCAAGUCCUCCCUCAUCAGCAUCCGGAGCUCUCUCAAUCGCUACCUGAACGAACCGCCCUACUGCCGCACCUUGGACCUCACCAAGGACCCAGAGCUGCGCAGCGCUAACCUGACCCUGGCCGCGGUCAUACGGAGGCUGGAGGAGCAGGGUGCCGGUCCGGUGGUGCAGAAACAAGCCAUCACGCGCUCGGACCUGCGGAAACUGUACGAGUCCUCUGUGUUCAACACCGACACCCCGUUUGGGCUUCUGAACAAAGUCUGGUUUGAGACCUGCAUGUAUUUCUGCACCAGGGGAAGAGAGAACCAGCGGGAGCUGGAGGAGGACUCGUUCGGUCUGGCCGUGGACGAGGACGGAAGAAAGUUUGUGUAUUUUAAAGCUCUCGGACCAUAUCACAAGUCCCGCUCCGCCGCCUGGACCAAGAAGCGCCCGGACGCAGACGAGGACACGCUGCCGCGCAUGUACGAGACAGGCACGGAGCAGUGUCCGUACGCCAGCUUCGUCCGGUACGUGUCCAAACGGAACCCGCUGUGCAGGGCGUUCUUCCAGCGGCCCCGGGACCACUGCUGCGCGAGCGACGUGACGUGGUACGAGAACAAAGCCAUCGGGAAGAACCUGUUGGGCACGAGAAUGCAGAUGUUGUCGCGCGCUGCCAAGCUCUCGAAAACCUACACCAACCACUGCAUCGGUGCCGUCUCCAUAGCAACCCUCAACAGCAUCGUGGGGGCCGCGGGCUUCAAGCCCUCGACGACGCUUUACGUUACCUCGGAAACGGUCAAUGGUCACGCGCAGUCCCACCUCCAGCUCGUGAUCCCGUACCUGCGCCGGGUCAGCGAAGCUGCGGAUCUGAAUCAGCAGCAAAGCACAGAAGCAGAGACGUUGAACACAUCGCCUACAUCAGCAGCAGCAGCGAGGAGGGAGAGCAACGAGGACGACCCGGGAGCUCCCUCUGCCAAGAAGCGCUGUGUGCGCCCCGGGAAGCGCGCCGAGUCGCCCGUGGAGCCGAAUGAGAGAGAGUCGGUGCCUGCCACAGCCACGGAGUCCCGUCUCGCACAGUCCGGUGCCCGGUCCCCUGUGCCCACAGAGGACAGACGUCGCAGCGGCAGCUGCAGCAGCAUGUCGAGUCAGAAGCUGGCUUCUUGGUCUCCAAUGUCUCCCCUGUGCACCACGGGAAUCCCGGCACCAGCUCAGCUCACCAAAACCAACGCACCAGUCCACAUUGAUGUAGGAGGACACAUGUACACCAGCAGCCUGCCCACACUCACCAGGUACCCCGAGUCAAGAAUCGGGCGUCUGUUCGACGGCACAGAGCCCAUCGUGUUGGACAGCCUGAAGCAGCACUACUUCAUCGAUCGGGAUGGGGACAUGUUCCGCUACAUACUCAACUUCCUGCGAACCUCCAAGCUCCUCCUGCCUGAUGACUUCAAAGAGUACUCCCUGCUCUACGAAGAGGCUACUUUCUUCCAGCUGGCACCUCUAAAGACCGAGCUGGAGCGCUGGAGGGCUGAGCAAGAGCGCCGGGACGUUUCUCGAGACUGUGAGUGUGUUGUGGUCCACGUGACGCCGGAGCUCGGUGAGAGGAUCAGUGUGAGCGCCUCCCGGGCAUUGAUGGAGGAGAUUUUCCCUGAGGUGACUGAUAUCGUCUACAGUUCUAUGAACGCCAGCUGGAACCAGGACCCCACACACGUGCUCCGCUUCCCGCUCAACGGCUACUGUCACCUCACCUCAGUUCAGGUGCUGGAACGACUACAGCAAAAAGGUUUCUUCAUCACAGGGUCGUGUGGCGGCGGAGUGGAUUCCUCCCUGUUUAGUGAAUACGUUCUGCGAAGGGAGAUCCAAGGCAGACGCCCCCUGAUCCUCAAAGCAAUAAAACAGGAACUCCUGCAUUAAAUCCAGAAGACCUGAGUGCACAUCUGUUCUGUGCAAGUACGUGGACAGAAUUUGUCACAUGACACAGACUCUCUCACUCUGCAGCAAAAAAGUGAGUGACCCCAAAGGACGUGCGAAAUGUGGUCUAAUCCUCAAAUAUGAAACGUAAGGUAGUACCUGAAUUAAAAGACAACACAGCCAUCCUUUCGCCAAUUUAUUUCAUCACAUUGAUGCAAGAUUCUAUAUUUUUUCCUUCCUGUGAUUCCCAAAAUUGUCAAUAUUAACUUUAAAGUUAGAGAGAUAGUCUAUGUCACACUACCAGAGUAUAAACAGUUUGGCAAAUCCAGCCAUUACUGUAAAUAAAGAUUUUUCAAAAGAUACAUUUUUUUAAUAACUUCUUGUGAUGAGAUAAAAACAUGUAAGAGAUUUUGUUUAGAUUUGUUGGAAAUCAAAAACUAGAAUCUCGUCUUUAAAGGUAUUCAGAUCCGUAACUCUGCUUUGUAAAUGCACCUUUGGCAGCAGUGACAGCCUCAGGUCUUCCUGUCUGUAGUUCUACACUCACACGUGUGUUACAUGUCUGAGAGCUAACCAAUGCUCAUUUUCUCCUUUAACGCACACAUAUCUAAUCAUGAGGGCAUCACAUCAAAUCUGUACACAAACAUUUGCAUUUCAGAUGUGAGUCAGUGGCCCACAGAUCAUCAGAAACCGUUUUCCACAGGCGAUGCUGGUUUCUGUGCUUUCAACUUAUCCACGGUUGCAUUGAACAUACAGUGUGUAAAUAUGAAGCCUUGCCUGCAUGAACCUUUACAUUGAGCUUUAAUACUUGCGAAGACCAUCAGUUACUUUUACCUGAUGCAAGUGUGACAGGUUUAUUUUUGGUACAGCAAAAAAAAAAAACAUGUAACAAACCGAGCUUUUCAGUUAUUUUUUUAAGCCUUAAUUUUAUUUAUGGCAUGCAACAUUUUUACUGUAGAAGCACAAUUUUUCUCCUCAUUCUUUGAGAACUUACAAGACUCUACAAAAAAAAGAGAAAUGAAUGUAUUUUGUAUUUGGUUUUUCAAACGUGUUUUGAGGGACAAGGAAUCAAUCCCACAUGGUAUAUUCAUAUGUCAUCUUUUGUUCUGCAUAAUUACUGUAAGAUAAUUUUAUGAAUGAAGAACUGAGGCUCUUUAAAAGGCUAAAUGCACAAAUCUGUCAUGAAUUUUAUUUUGAAAAGGUAAAACUUUGAUUCUUCAUUUGUAAGUGGCAUUGUGCACUUUGGACAGUUCAGCCAUUUGGAAAAUGUGCUUGUCUGACAUUAAGAGGACAGAUCGACCUCAUAUUCAUGUAAAAAACUGAACAAAUGUUGAACAGAAAACCGCCCACCACUGUGGAGAUGCGGUUAACCAACACGAGUAGCCAUCAAUCAGAUCACAACAAGAAAACAAAGGAGCACAUUUUCCAAAAUGCUGAACUAA